UGGGAGCUGUAAAGCUAUUGGCACACUUGGGGAGAGAGGUUUAGCGUGUGGUGAGCUGGUGUCAGGAGGAAGCCAUUUUCUUUCCUACCUCCCCCUGCCUCAUCCAUUCCCUCUGUGGGGAGCAUAAACAGAGUGACUAUUCCUAGAUCCCAAGUAAAGAGAAGAAAAGAAAAUGCAGAAAGCAUUGACAAAAGCUGGUAGCUUCUGGAUUUCCAAGAAAGCCAAGGCAGAACUCUCUAAUAUCACUGAAGACCUCUCUUCUCUGUCUAACACGGUUGAAGAGAAGGCCAAAUGGAUAUUCAACAAGCUGAAAGGUAAACCGGUGAAGGCCUUGCCAGAUCUCCUCCGGGAGCACAACCUUCCACCCGGUCUAUUCCCACGAAACAUAACAUGUUACGAAUUUGAUGAAUCAAAAUCCAAGCUGAUUGUGUACUUCCCUUCUCCAUGCGAAGUGAGGUUCAAGGAUGCAUCGGUUGUUAGGUACGCAACUCGUGUGAAAGCAACAUUGUCAAGGGGAAAGCUGAGUGGAAUCGAAGGGAUGAAAACAAAGGUCCUUGUAUGGGUUAAAGUCACCAGUGUGAAUGUUGAGAGCUCCAAGUCUGACAAAGUUUGGUUCAUGGCUGGUGUCAAGAAAUCAAGGGCUAAAGAUGCCUAUCAAAUGCCUGGUGAUGCUGUUAAAGUAGAAGAAUUUUGAGCUUCUCACAUGUUAAGCUUUAGUGUUAAACAUGAUGUUAAUCCACCAAGAUAUGUACAUCUCUAUUAGUCUAUUAUGGGAGUGAUUAAGUUUCUUGAGCUUUAGGCACUCCCCAAACUCACUCACUUACAUACAGUUUUACUAUUCACAACUCA
Molecule: messenger RNA, 849 nt
Organism: Theobroma cacao (cacao)
Lineage: Eukaryota; Viridiplantae; Streptophyta; Magnoliopsida; Malvales; Malvaceae
Source: RefSeq, a predicted model, not a curated record